AUGCGCGUCGGCAGAUGUGAACACUGCAAGCGGGGACGGGCAGGAGACCACCUCCCCCUGCGGCGCACGAUGAUCCAGCUCUCGGUCAAUUUGCGGACGAUUCCAGACGGUCGCGGAUUAAAUAAAGCCGCCUGGUCCUGAGAGAAAAGCCGUGAAGUCUUUUAUUUUUUUGCAGCAGGAGUGUGUACCAGCUCAAGUCCCAUCGCGGCUCCUGCCUGUCCUGGUUUGAGGGGGGUUCCCCUCAGUGUUCAACCGUCAGCUCACCUGCAGAAGCCAGAAACCAUGCGCUCCCGGGCUGCGCCGCCCCGGUUCACCUCUCUCCUACUUCUCCUCUUCCUCACCCCUGUUUUAUCCUCCUCCUCCUCCGCCCGCCCCAAGUGGGUUCUCCAGCGUGUCCCUGUGGUCCUCCCACAGCAGACGGAGGUCAGACCACCCCCUCAAUUCCUGUCUCAAGCCCGCUUGGAUGUUAGCUCCCCCUGUGACCCAGAAUGCCACAAGAGAGCCCCUCGCCCGAGCUACUGGGACCUGCGACGUCUUCUGGCCUAUGAGACCCUCCACUCUGAUGGUCAGCUGACUGAGACCGCCAUUGGGAUCUAUGGCUACAACCCCAGUAUAAACACCAGUCCGGCCUACUCCUCAGGGUCGUCUGGGAAGGCUGAGCGGUCACAUGUCAGGAGAAAGCGACAGAUCUUCGGCCACGAUGGGCGUUUCAGCAUUGCCGGGCAGAACUUCCUGCUCAAGUAUCCGUUUUCAGUGUCUGUCAAACUGUCUACUGGGUGCUCUGGUACAUUGGUGGGGGACCGUCAUGUGCUCACAGCUGCUCAUUGUGUUCAUGAUGGUAAAAACUAUGUGAAAGGAGCCCAAAAGCUCCGGGUUGGGUUUCUGAAACCCAAGCAACGAGACACACAGCCAUCGUCUUUUUACACUCCCUCCAACUUCACCAACCAUGUGGAAGGUGGCCCUACUCCUUACGCCCCACCAACCAACGAAAAAAUGAAGUUCCAGUGGAUCAGAGCCAAGCGCACCCACGUUCCCAAAGGGUGGAUUAAAGGGAAUGCCAAUGACAUUGGGAUGGACUAUGACUACGCUUUGCUUGAACUCAAGAAACCCCACAAACGCCGCCACAUGAAGUUAGGAGUCAGCCCCCCGGCUCAGAGGCUGCCUGGCCGACGAGUCCACUUCUCUGGAUUUGAUAAUGAUCGUCCAGGCCAGCUGGUGUAUCGGUUCUGUCGGGCCGGCGAGGAGACGUCAGACCUGCUGUACCAACACUGUGAUGCGCAGCCCGGUGCCAGCGGGUCCGGUGUCUACGCCCGGAUGUGGGACGGGCGUCGCCGGCGCUGGGAGCGGAAGGUGAUAGGUGUGUUUUCUGGGCACCAGUGGGUGGAGCGACAAGGGGCGUCUCAGGAAUUUAAUGUGGCGGUGAGAAUCACUCCUCUCAAAUAUGCUCAGAUCUGCUACUGGAUAAAAGGAAACUUCGUGGACUGCCGAGAGGGGUGAGGAAAAGGUGGAGACUGAGGAUGAUACAGGGGUGUAGCCGAAGAAAGCAAAGGCCCACUGCAUCCUCAUACAUCAUACCGCAAGAGUGGGGCCACAAGAAUCUACACUUUUCACCCCACUACUUGCAGCACUGACGUAACAAUAUAAACAUCAACAUUUUGUUUGUUGGCCCCACACCAGUAUCAAUAUCCAGCGAUGACACUAAAUUCUGUAAACAGGACAUGUUUGUUUCCUUUAUGCUUAAUUUUGCAUCUUUGCUCACAUUUCUAAACAACGAAAAAGUGACAUUGGUGUUAACUGGGGAAACAUGUCAUGUGGUUUUGCUGAACAAAGGCAGGUUUAUCUGCUUCUUGGAACAUUUAUCUGGAUAAUAAAGUUAUCUGGAAGAUCAUCCGAUCUGGAACAUGGACUGUUGCAAAAAGAUGUUUUUGGAACAACGGCCUCUCAGAUUACAAGGAGCAGAACUGGGAAAACUGUUUCACUAUGCAUCAUAGCCUUUUUUCUGUGCUAAUACUAAAGAUUGCACUGUUAAAACUCUUGAAGUUUUUCUACUGAAAAUUAUGAUUUUUGUGGAUGAAUGUACAAGUUAGCUACCAAAGGUGCCAACAGUUUCUCUCCAAACUAUCAUGUAUCUUCUCUCAGUGGAAACAUUAGUUAUCUACAAGCAUAGUGUAAAUUAACAGUGUUUUGGAAGAACAUUCAACUUGUUACACAGAAUGUUAAAUGAUUGCAGAGGACUCUUGCAAAGGCUGCAGAUUACUUGUCAUAUGAAUCGCAUCUUGUUGAAUGUUGUAUUUUAAUGCUUAGCUCCCUCUGGUGGCAAAGAUGAAACAUUGCAGGCGCUCGCAGUGAACAUUAUGCAGACUUAGCAUAGGCCUUCAUAAGCACUUUUUGCUCUCUCAUUUUAACAUUUGUGAAAUA
Molecule: messenger RNA, 2418 nt
Organism: Chelmon rostratus (copperband butterflyfish)
Lineage: Eukaryota; Metazoa; Chordata; Actinopteri; Chaetodontiformes; Chaetodontidae
Product: serine protease 23-like
Exons: 2
Coding region: 283-1497 (404 amino acids)
Biological process (GO): proteolysis
Molecular function (GO): serine-type endopeptidase activity
Source: RefSeq, a predicted model, not a curated record